AUGGCCCCCAACUCUCCGCCGGACAUCAACGGUCUGUUUGAACCAACAGAGUUGGAAGGAACAAAAGCCCAAGCUAGUUCAGGGAGUGUAUUCGUUGCGACGGCCGAGCUCGAGACGGAAUACACGGCUGGAGCCUCUCCCAACGGGGGCUACGGAUGGGUUUGCACCGCCGCCGUGGCCAUCAUCAACAUGCAUUCGUGGGGUUUUAGCUCAGCCUACGCCGUCUUCCUUGCUCAUUACCUAGAUACGGAUAUAUUCCCGGGAACAACAUCGCUGGACUAUGCCUUCAUCGGCGGGCUCAGCCUGACUUGCCUCUUCCUCAUCUCCCCUGUCGCGACCAUCUGCGUUGGCCGGUUCGGCAUCAGACCUGUGAUGCUGGCUGGCAUGCUUCUCGAGUCUGUGAGCCUGGUCUGCGCCAGCCUAGCCUCUCAACCUUGGCAUCUUUUCCUGACCCAGGGCGUCCUCUUCGGGCUCGGGCUCGGCCUGCUCUUUAUUCCGACGGCCGCGGUCAUUCCGCAGUGGUUCACGACCAGACGGUCUCUGGCUACCGGAUUCGCCCUGGCUGGUGCUGCUCUCGGAGGCACCGUCUACUCCCUGGCGGCGGGUGCCAUGAUCCGAAACCUUGGCCUUCACUGGGCUCUUCGGGUGCUCGGGCUACUCGCCUUUGUGGUCAAUACUUCCAUGAUCAUCUUGGUCAGAGACCGGAACAAGGCUACCGCCGGCGCUAUUCGCAACCCUUUCCAGAUCAAGCAUUUUAAGAUGCUGGGCUUUUGGCUCUUGGUUGCUUUCGGGGGCUUUACCAUGCUGGGCUACUUCAUCCUCAUCUUCACCCUUGCCAGCUUCGCCAAUCACCUCGGAUUGGAUUCUUCCAAAGCCUCCAUCGUCAGCGCCAUCUUCAACUUGGGCCAGGCAGUCGGACGGCCUUUGGUUGGAUACCUGAGCGAUCGAUUUGGGCGCAUCAACAUGGCGGCCAUCAUGACCUUGCUCGCAGGGAUCCUGCCGCUCGCCAUGUGGGUGUGCACCCAGACCUAUACUACCCUGGUCUCGUUUGCCAUGUUCGAAGGCAUCGUCGGUGGCGUAUUCUGGGCGGCCAUUGCACCUCUGAUGAUCGAGGUCGUGGGAAUGAAGGACGUCGCCUCCGGCUUGACUCCCAUGUGGCUCAGCCUGGCAAUUCCUUGCACUUUCAGCGAGGCUAUUGCGUUAACCAUGGUCAAGGACACGGGGUCUUAUUUAGGCACACAGCUCUUCACCGGGUUCAUGUAUAUUAUUGCGGCGGGCUGCUUGUUCCUGCUGAGAGGGUGGAAGAUUAGUCGUAUGGGCAUGGAGAGUAGCCAGCGUGAGAAUGCUCUUGGUGGUAGUGACACGUCUCAACAGGGGAACCAAAAGGUGGAAGUUGUCUCGCCGAUAUUCCAUCGCGGAGCAAUAGGCAACGUCUUGAAGUCCUUCCGCUGGAUGAAAGUUUAG
This is a messenger RNA of Clonostachys byssicola, 1464 nucleotides long. The record is from the annotation of a GenBank genome assembly. NCBI's taxonomy places the organism in Eukaryota, Fungi, Ascomycota, Sordariomycetes, Hypocreales, Bionectriaceae.